Molecule: messenger RNA, 1288 nt
Organism: Schistosoma bovis
Lineage: Eukaryota; Metazoa; Platyhelminthes; Trematoda; Strigeidida; Schistosomatidae
Source: the annotation of a GenBank genome assembly
CGGAUUUGUUGGAAUUAUGGGGUCGUCACCAGAGAUGGAGAGGUUUGGUUUGUCUGAUGUGGAAUAUUCGUUCAUGAUGGAUCCUUUGAAACGACGCCACAACCAAUCAAAGAAGCAAACAAUAUACGGGAUUUUCGCCUCAGAUGAUUCUGAUUCAGAGCCUGAAAGAAGUGGCUUCGGUGGACGUGAAGCUGGUUUCAAGCGUAAGGGUGCCAAUUAUUCAGCACCGAUCACCUUUGUCAGUGGUGGAGUGAAGGCAGGUGCUGGUGCUUCGUCUGGUCCGAAAGAAAAUAACGAAGAAGUCGACCAGAUUUCGGAUGAUGAAGACGACAAAUCUGUCCUAAGGAGUUUGCGUCCUUAUCAUGAUUCAGACUCUGACUCACCAAAUUCCGAUAUUUAUCGUAAACCUGACAAGCCUGUGGGCAUAUCCGUUGGGGCCAGUCGACGUGUAGCAGCAGCCGCUGCAGCGGCGAAGUCUGCGACCUCUGGUUUCGGGGCUUGGGAAAGGCACACAAAGGGUAUUGGAAUGAAACUUUUAGAGCAGAUGGGUUACGAACCGGGCAAGGGUCUUGGUUCUGACGGUCGGGGUAUUGUUACUCCAGUUCAAGCUGUCCAACGAGUGGGGAAAGUAUCAGUAGGGUACUAUGGAUCUGAAAAAGCUCCCGCCCCUCGUCGAGGAAAUGAGACUGUCGUUGAAGGUUCAGACUCUGGUAAGUUAUUUUUGAUCUAUAAGUAACCUACAAAUACUAUCUGACUCAAAGCUGAGUACUCAAACAUUUAUUUCGUAAUGUAGUUGUAUUUGUAUGCUAAUGUUUAGAUUUGAAACUAUAUGCGUCAAAUAAGUCUAGUGAAUUAUACUUAUACUAUAUAUUUAAAUCUAAAAUUGUCUGUUUAGUAAUUAUAUUAUUGCAGGUAUAUUCUGGAUACGAGUAUUGUUACCAUUAGUCAAUCAGUAACAAUGUAGAACUUCGUACGUACGUAGAUCAGUUCUAGUUGCCAUACCACAUUACCACAAAAGUACAAUUAUCGGUUCAAAUCUCAUAGUGGUAGAGGUAGUGAAAGUAUAAGCAGUAAUAGAAAGAUGUUAGUCAAGGAGUAUAAUCCAGUGAAAUAAAUUUGGAAGGAGAAAAAAUAAGGGACAUGAAGAAUUCAGAAGAUUAAAAUUUGGGAGAACACAAAGGGUGGAUGCACCUGCGCCGUUGCAAACGAUUUUGAGCUAUAUCAUUCAAGGUCUCUAACCAUCGGUUGGUAUCGUUCAGCGAAUCCCAACCAGGUAGUCUACACCUAC